This is a messenger RNA of Saccostrea cuccullata (small rock oyster), 1965 nucleotides long. RefSeq names its product zinc finger protein 883-like. The record is from RefSeq and is a predicted model, not a curated record. Bases 1 to 1779 code for a protein of 592 amino acids. The transcript has 2 exons. NCBI's taxonomy places the organism in Eukaryota, Metazoa, Mollusca, Bivalvia, Ostreida, Ostreidae.
AUGGAAAUGAACAUCAAUGAUCUACCUGUUAAUAAGGAAAGGAGCGAUUUCCAACCCCAUUCAAAUAUUCAGAAAGAUACCGAAAAAUUACAGAACUAUUGUGCAGAGGAAGAUAAGACAGGAAAUUCCGAAAGACACAUCAACACACAUGUAAGUAAAAAGUCAUUAAAGUGUAACAGUUGGAAAGAUUCAACUAGUUCAGGUCACUUACAGAGACAAAUAAGUUCUCAAACCAGUAAGGAAAGUUUUAAGUGUGAAAUUUGUGGGAAGGCAUUGUCUGUAUCAGAUGACUUUGCUGGCUACAUGAGGACACAAACUGGUAAUGUAUCUUAUUGUUGUGAUGCAUGUGCAAAAACUUGGAACCAAUCAGGUGCCUUACAGAGAAAUACGAGGAUAUUCACAGAUAAAACACAGUAUAAAUGUUAUGUAUUUGAGAUGUCAUUCAGUGAGUCACAAAACUUGCAGACACACAUGAAUACACACACAGCUGAAAAGCCUUAUAAAUGUGAAGUGUGUGAGAAGACAUUCAGUUGGCCAGGAAAUCUAAAGAGUCACAUGAGGACACAUACUGGUGAAAAACCAUACAAAUGUGAUGUGUGUGGAAAGGAAUUCAUCCAGUUACGGCACUUACAGGAUCACAUGAGGACACAUACUGGGGAAAAACCUUAUAAAUGUGAUGUGUGUGAGAAGGCUUACAAGCACUCACAGAGCUUAUGGAGUCACAUGAAGACACAUUCUGGUGUAAAACCUUACAAAUGUGAUGUGUGUGAAAAGAGUUUAUCUGGAGCAAAAGCCCUACAGGACCAUAUGUUGAUACAUACAGGUGAAAAACCUCACAAAUGUUAUGUGUGUAUGAAGGCAUUCACUCGUUCAAGGGACUUACAGACUCACACAAGGACACAUACAGGUGAAAAACUAUAUACAUGUGAUUUGUGUGGGAAGGCAUUCACUUGUUCAAGUGAUUUACAGAGUCACAGGAGGAUAUUACAUUCAGAGGAUAAACCUUAUAAAUGUAAUAUGUGUGAUAAGGCAUUCACUCGUUCAGGUAGCUUACAGAUUCACAUGAGGAUCCAUACAGGAGAAAAACCUUAUAAAUGUGAUGUUUGUGGAAAGGCUUUCAACAAUGUAAGUAACUUAAACUGCCACAUGAAGCUACACAAAGGUGAUAAAUCUUAUCAAUGUGAUGUGUGUGGGAAGGCAUUUAACCAAUUGCAGAACUUACACAAACACAGAAGGAUACAUACAGGUGAUAAACCUUAUAAAUGUGAUGUGUGUAAAUGGACAUUCAACCAGUUGCAGGCUUUUAAGGGUCACAUGAUGACACAUACAGGUGAUAAACCUUAUAAAUGUGAUGUGUGUGGGAAGGCUUUCAAACAAUCAGGUGGCUUAAAGAAGCAUAUGAGGACACAUACAGAUGAUAAACAUUAUAAAUGUGAUGUUUGUCAGAAGGCAUUUAACCAUUCAAGUCAUUUAUUGAAUCACAUGAGAAUACAUACAGGUGAUAGUCACUCAGUCAAACAUCUUACAAAGUCACACGAGGACACAUACUGGAGAAAAACCUUAUAUACAUGCGAUGUAUGUGGAAAGGCAUUUUACCGUUCAAGUUGCAAACUGAGACACAUGAGGAUACAUACAGGUGAAAAACCUUAUGAAUGUGGUGUAUGUGGACAAAAAUUCAGCAGAUCAGAUACCUUACAAAAACACAUGAGGAUUCAUAUAGGUAAUAACAUAAAAACGAAGUGUAUAGAAGAUGGAAUAGUCUGUCAAAAUGACAUGUAAAUGAACAUCAGUGAUAUAUCUAUUAAUGUGAGCUGUCUCCAAAUCAGAUUUAUAAAAGAAGAAAAUAAAGUGACAAAUAACAACUUGUUAAAAAAAUAUUUAAUAAAGAUCUGAAUUAUUUUUGACAUUACCAGAUUGCCCCCACAAAAGUCACAUUUUGAAAACUUCAUGAAAUGUGCUGAAUUC